UUCACUUGCCUCGAAAUGCCGAGCAGAGACGAAUGUAUCCGAGCUGUGAGCACUUUCAAAUCCGACGUCUUUGCGGCUAAGCCCGACGAGAGGCUGGGCUUGAAGGCGAUCGUAGAGAUGUUGGUUAGUAGAAAGGACGAGCACAAUAACGUCGCGGCUGUCGUGAGGAAGGAAUCGCGAUUCAGAACCGUUAACGAUUUGAAAGAUGCCAAGGCGUGCUUUUCCGGCUAUCGGGGCGUCGGAUGGAAUGCUGUCUAUUUGGCUUUGAAAAAAAAAAAAAAUAACUCCGAUCGACAGCGUCUCGAUGAUGUAGAGUCUAUCUCGACUUUUUUCAAGGAAAGCUGCGUUUUGAAUAUCGACCCGAAGAAUCGGAGCUUUCCGAGCAACUUGUACUCGCUGUGCAAAAAGGAUGAGUCAAACUUGACACUUGAGGAAAAGACCUUCAAGUGCCUCGAGGAUGGUGCGGACGUAGCCUUCGUAAACGUGAGCGCCGUAAGAGCAUACGCUUCGCGUAAGUCAAGAUUUUCAGCCAGUAAUCACACACUCGUUGUCGAAUACAUAAUCUGCGCCUUAUAUCUCGAACAUCUUUUCAGGCAACGUCGUAUUCAAUUUCAAGUAGAGAUUGCUUUGUCCCCAAAACGAGGACAGUUCGUGUUUUCUAGCAAAAGUCACUUUGGGCUCGGUAAUAUGACUCAUACAGCUGUAUAGCAGUGCGAAAAUAAUUUGUCUGAGUAAAUAUCGUUCCGACUUUCCUUGCAGAUUCUCGUGCAUGAGAAUAUAACAAAAGUCCGAGAGGACGAUAUCUCCUUGACGUUCCUGGGGUUAAACCGGUAUUUCGGCAGAACCUUCGACAGGGAAACCCCGAUGUUCGAAAUGUACGGGCCGUACGAAGACAAGUCGAACGUACUGUUCCCUGAUGCGACGAUGAAGCUACAAAGAGUCUCGCUCGACGUGAAUUACGUUAGCCGCGACGAGUCAUCGGAUCACGUUUUGCCAAAAGUCCGACAUUCGCAAAAAAUUUUUAAAACCGCAGCCGCAAGAGCCGCUCGAAACAGCUGUCUCACUCGAUUUUCGCAAUGUUCAAUGUAUUGUGCGCGCAACGCGCCUGUACGUCAGAUUCUUUUAGCGAAAUAAAACCGACGCAUAUGAAAAAUU
This is a messenger RNA of Nasonia vitripennis (jewel wasp), 1155 nucleotides long. Its product is annotated as transferrin-like. Gene Ontology annotation, biological process: iron ion transport. Lineage: Eukaryota; Metazoa; Arthropoda; Insecta; Hymenoptera; Pteromalidae. Bases 16 to 708 code for a protein of 230 amino acids. The transcript has 5 exons. Gene Ontology annotation, cellular component: plasma membrane; recycling endosome; early endosome. The record is from RefSeq and is a predicted model, not a curated record.